UUUUACCUUAACUGGUAAUUCGGAAGUCACGAAUCGGAAAUUGACUUCGGUAACGUCACUUCCUUUCAGCGAAAGCGUGUUGUUUGCUAACCAGAAAAAUGGCAGCGGACGUUAAAACUGACGACUAUCCCCAUGAAAUAGACGAACAGCUCACAGGCUUCGACUCCUCAGUUUCUUCUGUAAAAACCAUGUUGGACAAGUUGAUGUCGAUGCACAGAAAUGACCUACUGCAAAAGCUGAAUCCUUUGGAUCAAGCCAAGCUGGAUCUGAUGUCUGCCUACACCCUUAACUCAUUAUUCUGGAUGUACUUGGUAACACAAGGAGUAAAUCCCAGAGAACAUGGAAUCAAACAGGAAUUGGAGCGGAUAAGGACAUACAUGAACAGAGUGAAAGAGAUCACUGACAAAAAGAAAGCUGCCCGUCUAGAUAAGGGGGCUGCUGCACGCUUUCUCAGGAAUGCUCUCUAUGAUCCAGAGGAUAAAGAUUCUAGAAAAAAGGUGGCAGACACAGCAGCUGACACUCCACGGUCAAAGCGGCCAAAGCAGAGCUGAAGCAGGAGCUCAACAGUCUGGCCCUUGUGCAGUUCACUUCACUUUCUGGGGCAACAAACACUGAAAUUGACAUUUUUGCUUACAAAGUAAGUUUUGAGGCUGUGUGACGAGACAUCAUGCAUGUUUAUCUGGGGUGAAUCAUAGCCUGAGAUCAUAUCCUGGAGUCACUGGCCACUGUUGCCCUGCAGCAAGUGUAACUGGAUGUACUAGAAACACAAGACUAACUGCUAUGUACACUGGGAUUUGCUGAACAUAUUUUUGGGGCAGUGAUGGUGGCAAUUGCCCUAGAAUUGAAUGGAUAUAACACUGUAUUGUCUCUGUAAUGUUACUUCAUCAAUGAGUUGUUGUAUAACCAUUCAAAAAUAGUGUUUUAAAAGUGAGUUUUUCCUCCUGUUUUCAUUGUGUUUCCUGUUAUUGCACUACAAACAAAGUGGUAAAACAGUUAUCUUCUAGCUUUUCACACCAGGCCUUUGUGACAAAGGAUAGUUUGAUAUGUCACAGUAAGAAAAGCUCAAGUUUAAAAUAUGCUCCAUUUUAUGUAGUUGCUUUAGUUUCAGGGUCAUGGCAUUGUCAUGACUUAAUUGAAUAGAGCAGAGCCAUCAUUAAUUUAUGUAACACUUGUUGAUUGGUUAAUGUUGUUUGUACUCAUGAAAUGCUGUAGAAGCUACUGGCUAAAUUAGCCACCAACAGAUCAACAAUAAAAGAUCGCCAUCUAGAA
Monopterus albus (swamp eel) is the source of this 1269-nucleotide messenger RNA. RefSeq names its product C1D nuclear receptor corepressor (gene c1d). Gene Ontology annotation, cellular component: nucleolus; exosome (RNase complex). NCBI's taxonomy places the organism in Eukaryota, Metazoa, Chordata, Actinopteri, Synbranchiformes, Synbranchidae. Gene Ontology annotation, biological process: regulation of gene expression; maturation of 5.8S rRNA. The transcript has 5 exons. Bases 99 to 551 code for a protein of 150 amino acids. Gene Ontology annotation, molecular function: RNA binding; DNA binding. The record is from RefSeq and is a predicted model, not a curated record.